Molecule: messenger RNA, 2460 nt
Organism: Dufourea novaeangliae
Lineage: Eukaryota; Metazoa; Arthropoda; Insecta; Hymenoptera; Halictidae
Gene: Dmtn
Product: transmembrane and coiled-coil domains protein 2
Exons: 12
Coding region: 528-2339 (603 amino acids)
Cellular component (GO): endomembrane system
Source: RefSeq, a predicted model, not a curated record
AAACGAUAUUAAUUAUUUCAUCGCUGUUUCUCAAUCUGUGUUUAUCGUGGAACGUCCUGUGUUCAAAUUUCACAUGGUUCUGCGAACAAUAGGUACAGCGGUGGGAUACCGACGAAUCGCAGGCUGCUAGAAAGAUAUCCCUAGGAAUCGAAAGAUCAGUCGGUGCAAGUGGCAAUAUCGGUUGUGUUUACCCCCUCCUGUGCGUUCGUUGCUCUAUGCCCCGUUUGGCGUAUUCCACUGUCGAGUUGUGUGAAGUAACGAAGCGGUUUCGGCGAAUGUGUCGCACCGUGUACGCGUUCCGUUGUGUUUCUGAAUGAGUUUAUCGUCGGUCGAGUGCGUGAGAACGACACAGUGCACCGUGCUCGUUAACGUUUCAGUGGCUAGUGCGACGAUGUCGAACAGUGAGCGAUGACACGCCCGUGAAAAACGAUAACGACGGCGAUCCUUUGAUUGACCAGAAACGACGGACAAAACGCAGUAACGCGAAAGGGACCCCUCUUCGUGCAUUCGUGUGACAUCAACAUCGAAUGAAACAUGCUUCAACCACGAGCUCCGUGCAUCCGGCGGUAAAGAAGAAAAAAGGAAUGGCUAGUUUGAUGGUAACCACAUCGAGUAAGAAUAGUUCACGCAGUACAUCACCCAACAGAGGAAAUACAUUGACCUCCCCUCAACAGUUGUCAGCUACUUUGGAUCAUCCACCAAAAGCACGUAAUGCUUCACUAUCCCAAACAGGGGAGGGCAGUACAGGCAGUGGAAGUAGUGGUGGUGGAGGUAGUAUCACCAUGAAAGGUAGUAGGCAAAAAUCACCAGGGACUGUGAUUCGAAUAGGAGAUGCUAUGGAUGAAUCAAAUACCAAUUUAAUCACUGCCGAACCAGAUGAGUUUGUGCCAAAUAUUCACCCGCCAACUGAUGAUGAAGGAGAACAGUAUCAUGCAACACAAUCGUUCCUAUCAAAUGGCUCCUCCGAAUUAAUAACUGACGAUGUUGAUGCUAGUUCCGCUCGUGUUUGUCAAGCUAUUGAGCACAUCCAAAAUAAAAUUGCUAAAACACGAGAGCUGAUAAGAAUAGAACAAACCACACGUGAUGAAAAUGUCAAUGAAUAUUUAAAAUUAGCUGCCAAUGCUGAUAAGCAGCAGCUUAACCGAAUCAAGGCAGUAUUUGAAAAAAAGAAUCAAAAAUCAGCGCACAGUAUUUCUCAACUCCAAAAGAAAUUGGAUAGUUAUACGAAAAAAUUAAAAAAUUACGAAUUAAAUGGAGCACCUGCAAGUCAUAGACAACCUAGGGAAGUGCUUCGUGAUAUGGGACAAGGGCUUAAAAAUGUGGGUGGCAAUAUUAGGGAUGGAAUCACUGGUUUUUCAGGGAGUGUUAUGUCGAAACCAAGGGAAUUCGCACACUUAAUAAAGAACAAAUUUGGCAGUGCUGACAAUAUAAAUACACUAUCACUUGAAAGUAAUGGCUCGACUUUUUAUGUAAACGAUACACCGCGUGCAGGUAAUGGGGAUAACGCUAGUGUUGAAGAUGAAAAAGCACACCAUGGCUCGGCCACGCUUCCCGGUGGAUGUAGUUUGGGAUCAACUCACAGCGCGACAGCAAUGAAAUUUCCAUCCGAAGAAGGUUCAGAGUGCUCUAGUGUCACGAGUGAAAGCGGACCUGGUAGUAGAGGACAAGCACACGCGUGUCACAGUAAUAACGCUGCGCUUAGUCUGAAAUCUAUAUUCUCGGAAUUACAAGAACACAGAGAAAAUCUGGAUAGGAUGAGGGAAAAAUUAGAAAGCUUGAAGACGUUACAACAAGAGGUGUCAUUUCUAUCCCAUUCAUUACAAGAAGAACGUUUCCGAAGCGAACGUCUAGAAGAACAAAUCAACGAUCUAACUGAAUUGCAUCAGAACGAAGUAGAAAAUUUGAAACAAACCAUAACGGAUAUGGAAGAAAAAGUGCAAUACCAAAGCGAGGACCGGUUAAGGGACAUACACGAAAUGUUGGAGAGUUGUCAAACGAAAAUUUGUAAAAUGGAACACCAGCAGCAACAGCACCAACAGUAUGUCACCCUGGAGGGCUUAGAUAAUAGCAAUGCGAGGGCGUUGGUUGUAAAACUCAUAAAUGUAGUGUUAACAGUGUUGCAAGUUAUUCUACUUCUUGUUGCAACGGGUGCUGGUAUAAUGAUGCCUUUUCUAAGGACCAGCUGUACUAAGCCUCAUUGUUUCAUGUGCAGGGUGCGCAUAUUAACGACAACGCUUGUUGUAUUGGGCAUUGUGUUCGUGCUCAAACAAUGGCCUGAGGUACACGACGUUGGCAGUCACCUCAUGCGCCAUCUUAAACAGACGCUCGCCGUUAAGUAGCAUCGGUGGUAUACUUAAAUUUACUAUACCCUGUGAUGAAGAAAAGUUGUACACAAUGAUCAACAUUUUGGAUCCGUUUAUCAGUGCUGUAGUUUUGGAGCAAUAAUAGUAGGUAUAUGCG